Cercospora beticola is the source of this 1218-nucleotide messenger RNA. RefSeq lists its product as uncharacterized. Lineage: Eukaryota; Fungi; Ascomycota; Dothideomycetes; Mycosphaerellales; Mycosphaerellaceae. The record is from RefSeq and is a predicted model, not a curated record.
CCUCCACUUGCCAAUCAAUGAUCGACGUCACUCCAACCACUUUCAAGCUGACCAAUGCAACACAAUAUAACAACAGAAGUUCCACCUCCCUCACCUCACAAAUUGCCUGAACGCAACAACAAAAUGGUUAAAAUCUUCGUAACAGGCGCGACAGGCUACAUCGGCGGCGAUGCCCUCUACGCAAUCGCAACAUCGCAUCCCGAAUACGAUAUCACAGCUCUCGUACGCAACAGCGACAAAGGCGCCAAAGUCGCCUCCCAAUACGCCAGUGUGAAACUCGUAUACGGAGAUCUCGAUAGCGUGGAAUUAAUCGAACAGGAAGCCAAAGUUGCGGAUAUCGUGUGUCACUUCGCAAACGCAGACCACGCCCCUUCAGCCGAGGCCAUAAUCAGAGGCCUCUCAAGCCAUGACGCUUCUUCUCCAGGUUUCUACAUUCAUACCUCCGGUACAGGUCUUCUGAUGUGGGAAGACAUGAGAGAAGGAAAAAGCAACAAUGCCAUUUUUGGCUCUCAAUUCCGCGAGAAGAUCUACGACGAUCUGGAGAAUGUCUCCGAUGUCACGUCUCUGCCAGACGACGCGCCCCAUCGCAAAAUCGACAAGAUUGUGCUGGCAGCGGGAAAGGACUUAGCAGAUCGUGUGAAGACGGCCAUCGUCUCUCCACCCUGUAUUUAUGGCCCAGGUAGAGGACCGGAUAAUCAGCGAUCGCAUCAAGUUCCGGAAUUGAUUCGGACUUCACUGGAGAAGGGAUAUGUUCCUAAGGUGAAUGAAGGGAAGACGUAUUGGGGACAUGUUCACGUGCAUGAUCUUUCUGCACUGUAUUUGAAGCUUGUAGAAGAAGCUGCUGCGGGUGGGUCGACGAAGGAGUGGCCGGGCAAGCCUGCAGUGUGGGGUGCUGAGGGCUAUUAUUUCUGUGAGAAUGGAGAGCAUGUGUGGGGCGAGGUCUCGCAGUUGGUUGCAGAUGAGAUGAAGAAGCAGAAGUUCAUCGAUAAUGCUGAUGUGAGGUCUAUUACAGCUGAGGAUGCGGCGGAGAGGACACCUGCUGGGCACUUGCUGUGGGGUGCUAAUUCGAGGGCGAGGGCCAAGCGUGGGAAAGAGCUCCUGAGCUGGAAGCCGGAAGGGGUGAGUUUGGAGGAUGAGAUACUCAGGGCUGUAGAAGAUGAGGCGAGGAGACGAGGCGUCCGGCCUGGCCAUGCCGCAGUCGCUGCUGGUGAUCUUUAG